Messenger RNA from Paramuricea clavata, 3109 nucleotides. The record is from the annotation of a GenBank genome assembly. NCBI's taxonomy places the organism in Eukaryota, Metazoa, Cnidaria, Anthozoa, Malacalcyonacea, Plexauridae.
GAGGAAGAUACGUUCUUCGCUCUAUUUGAUUACCAUCUUGGUCCUCAUCCUUACUGGUUGGUAUAUAUUUUUUAAAACCAACAUAGAACACCCAGAACUCAUCCAAAAGCAAGACUUAAUUCAAAGUUUCCAACAGUACCGUUAUAUCAAAUUCGAAGGAGUGGAUUUUCAAGACUUGCUUGCCAUAAUAAAAGGCACCAUUGGUCAAAAUCUACAAAUACGCAUCACUCAUGAUCCGCAAACCAAGAAAUCACUCGUCGCCGUAAAUUACACCGAAUGGGAUUUUCCAAAAAUUAUUGACAUUUCGAAAGCCAGAGGGAGAAAUCCGUCGAAGAAAUACGCCUACGUGGAUUAUCAAUACAAUGACCAACUUUCGACAAACACUCGUUCGUUUCUUAGCCUUUGUGCGCAAGCUGGAAGAACCGGGCGGAAAGUGGUCAGGCCUUUUGUAAAACAGACAAAACUUAGUUCUGACCAAUCCUGGUUCCUUUUGGAAACUUAUUACGAUGUGAAGCAAUUAGAUGGCCUGCUAGCAGCCGCUGGUUACGCGACACUUGUGGAUACGGCGGAAUACUUGAAGGAAUGUCCACCCAACAGCCCUGAUCAUGUAAGCGUACAUUUCAUUGACAAUUCACAAUCAUCAAUGGGAUUCACUAAAGCGAAUCUUCGCUUGAAGGAAGAUUACUAUAAGGCGAUCUUAAAAAACACCACCCAAAAAGGUUGGACGGAAUGCACAUUUCUUGACAGAGCUAGGAAGCGAAUUCCUGGAAAACAAUUUUGUGUCAACGGAGAUAUUAUAAAAGAUUGGAAAGUAUUCGAAAAAGAUAUCGUUAAAAAUGAAAAGUGUCUUAAUAUAUUCAUAUGGAGAGGAAUAGAGGUUCACGUUUAUGAUUAUCGUUUGAAGUUCAGCGAAGAUGGCAUGAAGUAUUCCUCAAUUGAUCUUGCAUAUGCGUUGAGACCUGGUCAGUCCGUCAUCAACGAAGUCGAGCGUUUUGCGAAAGAGGCGCUAGCUGAGAACUAUAUUGCGGUGUAUGUGCGUAGUGAGUUUAUGCUGCGAGAAUUCUCUAUGGAUUAUCUUCGAAACUGUAUUGAUCUGGUGCUCGAGGUUUGUAUUUGUAUUUUGAAUUUCCCAAAUAGAGACGAACUGCCCAAUAGGGACUCGGAUGGGACGGAGCCAAGUGCUCGUAUCAGAGAAAAGUAUUAAGUGUAAAACGUCAUUUCAGAACUAUACUAAGAGAUAUUAAAAACUAGAUUCAUGUUAUUCUGACACUGCAAGAAACGACGAAAAAUACUGUAUUAGAGAGAAGUCCCUAUAUAAACAGAAAGGUGUCUAUAUUUGAGUGGUGUCGGUGUUAGGGAGGUGUCGGUGUUAGACAGGUGACCGCAUUGGAGAGAUGACCGUAUUGGAGAGAUAUCGUAUUAGACAGGUGUCCGUACUAGAAGGUGUCGGUACUAGAAGAGAGGUGUCCGUAUCAGAGAGAACUUACCAACUUACCAACUUACCAACUUACUAACUAACUAACUAACUAACUAACUAACUAACUAACUAACUAACUAACUAACUAACUAACUAACUAACUAACUAACUAAGUAGAGAGUUGUCCGAGAGGUGUACGUAUUAGAGAGGUGUACAGACGUAUUAGAGAGGUGUCCGUAUUAGAGAUGUGUACGUAUUAGAGAGGUGUACGUAUUAGAGAGGUGUACGUAUUAGAGAGUUGUACAGACGUAUUAGAGAGGUGUCCGUAUUAGAGAGGUGCACACGUAUUAGAGAGGUGUCUGUAUUAGAGAGUUGUACGUAUUAGAGAGGUGUGCGUAUUAGAGAGUUGUACAGACGUAUUAGAGAGGUGUCCGUAUUAGAGAGAUGUACGUAUUAGAGAGUUGUACAGACGUAUUAGAGAGGUGUCCGUAUUAGAGAGGUGUGCGUAUUAGAGGUGUGCAGACGUAUUAGAGAAGUGUCUGUAUUAGCGAGGUGUACAGACGUAUUGGAGAGGUGUCUGUAUUAGAGAGAUGUACAGACGUAUUAGAGAGGUGUGCGUAUCAAUUAGAGAGAUGUGCAGACGUAUUAGAGAGGUGUCUGUAUUAGAGAGGUGUACAGGCGUAUUAGAGAGGUGUCCGUAUUAGAGAAUUGUACGUAUUAGAGAGAUGUGAAGACGUAUUAGAGAGGUGUCUGUAUUAGAGAGUUGUACGUAUUAGAGAGAUGUACAGACGUAUUAGAGAGGUGUCCGUAUUAGAGAGGUGUACGUAUUAGAGAGAUGUACAGACGUAUUAGAGAGGUGUCCAUAUUAGAGAGGUGUGCAGACGUAUUAGAGAGGUGUCCGUAUUAGAGAGGUAUACAGACGUAUUAGAGAGGUGUCCGUAUUAGAGAGGUGUACAGACGUAUUAGAGAGGUGUCCGUAUUAGAGAGGUGUACAGACGUAUUAGAGAGGUGUCCGUAUUAGAGAGGUGUGCAGACGUAUUAGAGAGGGUGUCCGUAUUAGAGAGGUGUACAGACGUAUUAGAGAGGUGUACAGACGUAUUAGAGAGGUGUCCGUAUUAGAGAGGUGUGCAGACGUAUUAGAGAGGGUGUCCGUAUUAGAGAGGUGUACAGACGUAUUAGAGAGGUGUCCGUAUUAGAGAGGUGUACAGACGUAUUAGAGAGGUGUACGUAUUUGAAAAGUGUACGUGUUAGAGAGGAGUGCAUAUUAGAGAGGUGUACGUAUUAGAGACGUGUAUGUAACACGCUUUAUAAAUAUAUAUAUUCUAUCCAUAAUAGGUUUUGGUGGCUCUAAAAAGUACCACUGGUUUAUCCCAUGUUUUCGUCGCCACCGAUAUGGGUGACUACGGUUCCGCUUGGCUUGUCCGUUAUCGGCACAUGGAACAUCUCGACGGAAACUUCUUCAAACUUAUCCAUGAUCAUAUAGUUGAAAAAUCCCAAGGGAUGACUUACAACCCUGCGUCUCACGUUCAAGAUCGCGGCGUGAUAGCACUUGUUGAUCUGACUUUGAUCUCUCGCGCGCAGUAUCUUAUAAGCGCCGGAAAGGGCACAUUUCAAGAGUGGAUUGGAGCGAAGUUCUUAGAGAAUCAUCGUAAUGAAGCACAGUUAUGGUCAAAAAUUACUGUGUGUACAUAA